Messenger RNA from Erythranthe guttata (spotted monkey flower), 1958 nucleotides. It is a transcript of the gene NTRC, whose product is annotated as NADPH-dependent thioredoxin reductase C. Gene Ontology annotation, molecular function: thioredoxin-disulfide reductase (NADPH) activity. NCBI's taxonomy places the organism in Eukaryota, Viridiplantae, Streptophyta, Magnoliopsida, Lamiales, Phrymaceae. The record is from RefSeq and is a predicted model, not a curated record. Gene Ontology annotation, biological process: removal of superoxide radicals. Gene Ontology annotation, cellular component: cytoplasm.
UUCGAUUUUUGAUGGACUGAUUUGGUUAAGGGGAUAUCGUAUUGUCCGAAACCAAUAGCAGUCAGUCACUCCGCUUCCCAAGAUAACAAACGGCCACCAAAUCGGAGCCGGAGCACAAUUCGGAUUCGGGCUCCGAUUCCGAGCCCGACCCGGCCUAAAUGGCUACUCCUUUCGCUCUCAACGCCGCCCUCUUUCCUUCUCGCAACAAUUUAAUCCUCCUUAAAAGCGGGUCGACCCGUGGACGAGCCGCUCCGCUCGAAGCAGCUGGUUUCUCAACUCGGCUGAUUCACCGCCGCAUAUGUCGCUCCGCCUUCCGCGUCGCCGCCGUGGCAAGUUCCGUCGAGGAACAGCCCAACUCUUCUUCAGCUCGGGAUAUUGAGAAUCUGGUGAUAAUAGGAUCAGGCCCCGCAGGAUACACAGCAGCAAUAUAUGCUGCUAGAGCCAAUCUGAAGCCCGUAGUGUUUGAAGGGUAUCAAGUUGGUGGUGUUCCAGGUGGGCAAUUGAUGACCACAACUGAAGUCGAGAAUUUCCCGGGUUUUCCCGAUGGAAUAACUGGUCCAGACUUAAUGGAUAGGAUGCGACGGCAAGCCGAGCGUUGGGGAGCGGAAUUAUAUCAAGAAGAUGUGGAAUUCGUUGAUGUGAGAAACAGACCUUUCACAGUGCAAAGUAGCGAACGCAAGGUAAAAUGCCACAGUAUUAUAUAUGCUACUGGGGCAACUGCAAGGAGGCUGAGAUUGCCUCGAGAAGACGAGUUUUGGAGUAGAGGAAUCAGUGCAUGUGCAAUUUGUGAUGGAGCAUCUCCGUUGUUUAAAGGACAAGUCCUUGCUGUCGUCGGAGGAGGCGACACAGCUACAGAGGAAGCUCUGUACUUGACUAAAUACGCUCGUCAUGUACACUUACUUGUUCGUCGGGACCAAUUGAGGGCAUCGAAAGCAAUGCAAGAUAGAGUAUUCAACAACCCAAACGUGACCGUCCACUUCAAUACAGAACCAGUGGAUGUUGUCAGCAACACUAAAGGGCAAAUGUCCGGAAUAUUGGUCAGAAAAGUCAACACUAAUGAAGAAUCCGUUCUCGAAUUAAAAGGCUUGUUUUACGGAAUCGGUCAUUCACCGAACAGCCAGUUGUUGGAUGGCCAGGUGGAUCUCGAUUCCUCUGGCUAUGUUUUGGUUCAAGAAGGUUCCGCAAGAACUUCCGUUGACGGUGUAUUUGCUGCUGGUGAUGUACAGGAUCAUGAAUGGAGACAAGCUGUAACUGCAGCUGGAUCGGGAUGCGUUGCAGCUCUCUCGGUCGAAAGAUAUCUUACGAGCGAAGAUCUACUCAUCGAAUUUCAUCAGCCUGUGACGGAAGAGGUUAAGAAAGAACUUACCGAUAAAGAUGUAAACGAAGGUUUCGAUAUCACACUGACGAAACACAGGGGUCAGUAUGCUCUACGGAAGCUGUACCAUGAAAGCCCAAGACUUAUAUGUGUUCUAUAUACGUCGCCGACAUGUGGUCCUUGUCGGACCUUGAAGCCAAUUCUUAGCAAGGUAAUAGAAGAAUUCGACAAGAAUGUCCAUUUUGUGGAGAUCGACAUCGAGGAAGAUCAAGAAAUUGCCGAGGCAGCCGGAAUUAUGGGCACACCUUGUGUACAGUUUUUCAAGAACAAGGAAAUGAUCAGGACUCUAUCGGGUGUGAAAAUGAAGAAAGAGUACAGAACAUUCAUCGAAGCAAAUAAGUAAGUCGGUCUUUCCGGAAAUUUUAUCGAUUCAUAUUCAAUUUUGAUAUUUUUUCCUAAAUGUGGAAAAAUAGCAAAUAUUUGGCUUGUUAAAUGUGAGCAUUGAAUAUUAUCCAAUCUACGUGGAAUAAUAUAUAUGUAAGAAUAAAACUGUGGAGUUCCUCUUGCAAACAUCUGACCUAAUUUUCUGAACUAGGUUAAGCCACGUCUGUUGGGAAUAAAAAUAUUUAAAAAUUGUUGUUUU